AGCACUGGAUGCGACACCAGCCAGUGUCAACACCGCAGACGAUUCAUCAAACAACAACGUUCUGGAAUGCUAUUUUGCUUGAGCUCGAUCCAAAAUGACGAACGCUGAGUUGGCGCUUGAGACUAUUACCAGUGCCGACCUUUCACCCACCGAGCAUUUGAUUCUGAAGCACUUCAUUGAAUCAGCGGUGGAUCCUGAAACCGCAGCUCAGUAUCUGUUGUCGAGAACUCGGGACACGGCUGACUCUGUGGAAAAUCCGUUGGGGAAUUUCAAACGACAAUGGAGACAACUUGCAUCCAAAUUAAUGGUACUCGACCGGAUACCGCAGCAUGUCCAGGAUUUGGCCUUUGAACGAGAUGGCCGUGAUUUCGCAUUCAGGGUCCACCCUACCCAUGUCCCAGGCUCUAACGUAGAGCCGGCCUACGUGAUUCCGCCCUCUAUGAUCAUGGACUUAGAUCCCGCCAAAGAUGGCUCUUUGCUUAACAUACUAGACGCCUUUUUGACUAGCAGUCGCGUUAACUACCUCCACACGCUGCUUGAAAACGAAACCCAAGACGAUGCAACAUCCCUUCGCAAUGUGCUACUACUACCACCAAGCAUUCACAAUGCCUUUCGAGCUGGGCAUGUGGAUAUCAGUCUGCGGUCUGUGCGGCCCACUGAUUGGUCAUCCGCUUGGCAGGAUGAGUAUCUCGAUAGAUGCGGAUACGAAAUGUGGAAGCAAUACCCCGAAGAACCCACUGGACUGUUCCUAGGCGACCACACCCCGUUCCGAAACACAUUGCAACCAUUUGACCUGUCCACAUCAAACGUCAAAGGUCUUCCCCUCCCAAGCAAUUUCUUGAUCGAUGUGCAUUGCCGAUUUGCGACCGCUUUACACCUCUUCUCUAUCGAGGAUAAAGUGAAUCGAGGAUGGGCUCGGCCGUCAAUAGGCCUUCCCCUCUUUGGACCCGUUUCGCACGCGUUCAGGUCGUUAUGGCUUUGUUUGCCCCAAUGGCUUCGAGUAUCGUGCUACAACCUACUGGCGAAAAUAGGGCGAACGUUAUAUCCGCUUGAAGUAAAUGUGUGGUCUCAACGCCUACCUUUUGGGCUAUACAUGAAAAAAUGCAUUAGAGCCCCUAAGAACGAGCCGAACGUUCUCAAACUAAUUGAGGAGCGCACCACCAUCCCAGCGCCGCGACUGGUCGACACCUGGGAGAACGAGAAUGAGGGAGUCACUCACAUUCUAAUGACACGCCUGCCAGGCGUGCCCAUUGGCGAUGUACGCCAUUUAAUGUCCUACCAGGAGCGUGACCGCUUCGCUGAUGACGUCCGAGCCUGCGUUGAGCAGCUGCGCAAAAUACCCAACUCUGCACCAUACUUGAUUUGCGACUCGCUCGGGGGACAGAUUGCUGACCACCGCCUCCCUGGCAACAAAGGCGGUCCAUUUAAAACUGAAGACGACUUUAAUAACUACCUCACGAGUCAUCUUGGUGAAGCAUUUUCAGAAUUUGUUGAGCGCAAGAACCUGCCUGUACGGAAACAUACACGGUUCCUUUUUACGCAUUCAGAUCUGCAUCAUUCCAACCUUCUUGUGGAGAAUGGACAACUGAGUGGCAUUGUUGACUGGGAAUCGGCUGGAUUUCGGCCCGAGUAUCGGGAAUUCACAAAGGCGAUGUAUGGCACGACGGGUCCGGGUAUCAUGAGAGACAUCUGGUGGCGAGCAUUCGGUCGUCAAUAUGAAUCUGAGCUUGAAGUCGAGCAGCAGCUGUGGUAUUCAACCCCGUUCGGGGUUUGAGGCACUCGCAUGAGCGCCUAGAGACUAUAAACGAUAUAUGCCAGGUGAUUAAACGAAAAUUAAAUUUUAUUCAGGAGGAAUUGAAGUCAAUUAGAUAGGGUAAGGGAAGGUUCCCACUGGUUUCUCUGGGUCAGGCGGUUCUUGGCAUCGUACAGAGACCACCAGUGUUUCGGGCAGUUGAUUGGGGGCACAAGCUUCAUGGAAGAUAAAAAGGCAGCUCCAGGAUGAACCUCGCUAUGGCUCUGGCAGCUCGCUCACUCGCGGCGGUCAUCCUUGGAGAUUAUCCAGCCAUCGGCGUAGACCAGGAAUCCAGAAAGUAGACCCUUUCAAUCCUGCAUCAACGACAGCCUGAAACUGAGCUAUAGUUUGCUUCUGGACACCAAAUCGCCCCUGCCGACGUAAAACAUCACUUUGAGAAUGAAGAAUAAUGCGCGUUGCAUGACCGUCUGCUAAAGGAAACUCGCGAACAACACGCAGAGCACCUGUCUAGUAAAUAAAUGCUUGAUCAACCUGAAAAUUGACAUGGCAUAUCUUGGCCUGGGCAAUAAAUA
Aspergillus calidoustus is the source of this 2325-nucleotide messenger RNA. The record is from the annotation of a GenBank genome assembly. NCBI's taxonomy places the organism in Eukaryota, Fungi, Ascomycota, Eurotiomycetes, Eurotiales, Aspergillaceae.